This is a messenger RNA of Aphanomyces invadans, 1413 nucleotides long. RefSeq lists its product as hypothetical. The transcript has 7 exons. The record is from RefSeq and is a predicted model, not a curated record. Lineage: Eukaryota; Oomycota; Saprolegniomycetes; Saprolegniales; Verrucalvaceae. Gene Ontology annotation, biological process: proteasome-mediated ubiquitin-dependent protein catabolic process. Bases 52 to 1194 code for a protein of 380 amino acids.
UCAGGCCACAUCUCGGAGCAGUUGGAGGAAGAUAUCAGCACGUUUCCGCAUAUGGAAGUGGCGCACUUGCACUUUCUCCUGCAGGUGGCCACCACAUCCCAUGCCGAGCUGGCGGACACCGAGGUUGCCGCGGCCAAGACAAAAUUGCUCGGACUGAUCGCAGAACAUCACAUGGCGCCAUUUUACGAACGCGUUUCAGCCGAGUUUCGCUGGCCCGUGGACACUGCGCUGCUCUCGACGAUGAAAAAGCACAACGAAGACGAGUUGGCGAAAUUGGACGCGCAAUUGACUGAUGCGGAAGCCAACUUGGGUGACAUUGAAGUGUUGGAAGCGCAUCUCGGUCGCGCCCGGCUGUAUUCGUUGAUCGGGGACAAGGAAAAGGUGUUGGAAGCACUGCACACCGCGCUCGCCAAACCAACCUCCGUGAACCAGAAGAUCAUCAUCCAGCUCCACAUCAUUCGCGUCGGUCUGUUCUUCUCUGACCUUCCGCUCGUGGAAACCCACAUCAAGAAAGCGCGAGCUCUCAUCGACGAAGGCGGCGACUGGGACCGACGGAACCGCCUCAAGGUGUACGAAGGGUGCUACCUCCUCAUGGCGCGUGACUUCAAGAAGGCCUCCAUUUUGUUCCAGGACUCGGUGGCGACAUUUACAAGCACGGAGCUCAUGUCGUACCAGACAAUGAUCUUUUACGCCGUCAUCACAUCGGUGUUGACGACCUCGCGCGUUGAUUUGAAAAAGCGGAUCGUCGAUUCGUCAGAAGUGCUGGCGGUGCUGCGCGACAUCCCGCACCUGAGCAACUUUUUAAAUGGCUUGUACGAUUGCAAUUACAAGCAAUUCUUCACGGCUAUCGUUGGUUUGCACGCGUAUGUGAACCGCGACAAGUACUUGGCGCUGCAUUCGCGGUACAUUUACCGGGAACUGCGCAUCUUGGCGUAUGGGCAAUUCCUCGAGGCCUACCGCAGCGUCACUUUGCAGUCUAUGGCCACGGCGUUUGGCGUUGGGGUGUCGUUUUUGGAUACCGAGUUGAGUCGGUUUAUUGCGGCCGGUCGAUUGAAUGCGAAGAUCGACAAGGUGGCUGGUGUGAUCGAAACAAACCGUCCCGAUGCCAAGAACGCCCAGUACCAAGACACGGUCAAGCAUGGCGACGCUUUGCUCAACCGCAUUCAAAAACUGGCGCGUGUCAUCAACGUUUAGGUGCGGGCCUCCGUGAAACAAAGCGCGAGAAGCGUCUCCAUCCAGUUGAAAGCAUGCAAAGGCAUGGCGGUUUAAUUCAGCAGACGUUUCGAGUGCUCGGCCUCGUGUAUCGUUCAAAAUCUUCAUCGAGACAUGGAGGAGGAUGCAUUUCUCAUGGGCUUGCCGUCGUGGAAGUUGCCGUCCACCAUACCAAAUGGUACACGAUGUGUUUUUUCUCGA